Rattus rattus (black rat) is the source of this 1529-nucleotide messenger RNA. It is a transcript of the gene Tnfaip8l3, whose product is annotated as TNF alpha induced protein 8 like 3. The record is from RefSeq and is a predicted model, not a curated record. Gene Ontology annotation, cellular component: cytoplasm. Gene Ontology annotation, biological process: regulation of apoptotic process. The transcript is spliced from 2 exons. Lineage: Eukaryota; Metazoa; Chordata; Mammalia; Rodentia; Muridae. Bases 142 to 756 code for a protein of 204 amino acids.
UAGUGUCUGGCCACACACUGCCCACUCUGCACCGCCCGGGCUCCAGACUCUUUGCAGCCCAUACCGUGUGUGCCGCGUCCACCCGAGUCGGGAGCGCCCGGCAGGCGGGCGGUGGUGGAUGCGCGGGCGGCAGCCCACAGUAUGGAUUCAGAUUCUGGAGAGCAGAGCGAGGGCGAGCCCGGGACUGCUGCAGGUCCUCAUGUGUUUAGUUCCAAGAGUCUCGCCCUUCAAGCCCAGAAGAAGAUCCUGAGCAAGAUAGCCAGCAAAACUGUGGCCAACAUGCUGAUCGAUGACACCAGCAGCGAGAUCUUUGAUGAGCUGUACAAAGUCACCGAGGAACACACCCACAACAAGAAGGAGGCCCACAAGAUCAUGAAGGAUGUAAUAAAGGUGGCGAUCAAAAUUGGUAUUCUCUACCGGAACAAACAGUUCAGUCAAGAGGAGGUUGUGAUUGUGGAGAAACUCCGGAAGAAACUGAACCAGACCGCCAUGACCAUGGUCAGCUUCUACGAAGUGGAGUAUACCUUUGAUACGAAUGUGCUCUCUAAACUUCUGCAUGAGUGCAAGGACCUGGUCCAUGAACUGGUACAGCGACACUUGACACCCAGAACCCACGGACGCAUAAACCAUGUCUUCAACCACUUCGCUGAUGUGGAAUUCCUUUCCACUCUCUACAGUCCACACGGAAACUGCAGGCCCAACCUCAAGAGGAUUUGCGAAGGAAUCAAUAAAUUGUUAGAUGACAAAAUCCUCUGAAUAGCUUCUCCUCUUGUGGACUUUGCCGCUUCAAAGUCAGAAUAUUCAACCUCCUCGCCCAGUGAGAAUCAAGCACCAACCCUUGCUCAAGAUGUUCUUGUGUCUCCUUUAUCACUCUGAUGCUGAUUCUAACCCAGACUUGGGUGUGUUUACCCCCUGAGCACAGGCAUGAGCUCCCAAGUCUAAAUGAACUGUGUUUGCAAAGAACAGACGACUGGUCUGAGCACGAAGGCUGCUUUGCUCCAUUCAUCUCGUAGUGGAAGGCGCCCUGAGUUAGGAUACAGAAGACAUGGGUGUGGAGAGCAGUCCUGCCGCUGUUUGGGAAAUCUGUGUUCCGGAUCUUGAUGCCUCCUGACUACCUCACAGGGCUGUGGUGAGGACUGAACAGGAAACCUCGCACUCAGUUUUGUGAAACAGAGACCAGUGACUGUAUAUAAUAAACAGAUGCGGCAUCAUAUUUCGUUAUUAGUGGGUUUGUUUGUGGCCAGUUGUCAGAGCAUGUUUAGUGAUCACAGUACCAGAGAGGCUGAGCUAGAAGAAUUAUGACCAGGGGUGGGGGUAGUGUGGACUGCAGACUGAGGCUCAGACAAACCUGGCCUCUACAGAAAACUCUCAGGAAAGAAAUAGAAGAAAAGGAAGAACGAGUUCCUCGCCUCCUUUAAGAGAAACAAGAGUCAAGGUGACGCUGCUCCCUUUACUCUGCAUGUGACUUGAAGACACCCGUUCAAGGCUGCAGCGAUGACUCUCAGUUUAGGUAGAGCAAUGCUCUCGUC